Cynocephalus volans (Philippine flying lemur) is the source of this 1458-nucleotide messenger RNA. RefSeq names its product src-related kinase lacking C-terminal regulatory tyrosine and N-terminal myristylation sites (gene SRMS). Gene Ontology annotation, biological process: protein phosphorylation. Gene Ontology annotation, molecular function: protein binding; protein tyrosine kinase activity; ATP binding. The coding region runs from base 1 to 1458 and encodes 485 amino acids. Lineage: Eukaryota; Metazoa; Chordata; Mammalia; Dermoptera; Cynocephalidae. The record is from RefSeq and is a predicted model, not a curated record. The transcript is spliced from 8 exons.
AUGGAGCCCUUCCUCAGGACGCGGCUGACCUUCCUGGCUUUCUUCUGGGACAAGCUCUGGCCGGUGGGCCAGCCGGACGAUGGCCCACCCGGGUGCCCGGCCCCAGCUGCCGAGCCCGGCUGCCCCACGCCACCGCCGCAGCUGCUCCGUGUACUCCACGACUUCAGUGCACGGGACGCUGAGGAGCUGAGCGUCAGCCGAGGGGACAGGCUCUGCGGCCUCAGGGAGGAGGGCGACUACAUCCUGGCCCGCAGGCUCUCGGGCCGGCCCAGCACUGGGCUCGUGCCCGUCACCUGCGUAGCCGAGGCCACCCCUGAGACGCUCUCAGAUCAGCCCUGGUACUUCAGUGGGAUCAGCCGGGCCCAGGCCCAGCAGCUGCUCCUAUCCCCCGAAAAUGCACCAGGGGCCUUCCUCAUCCGGCCCAGCGAGAGCAGCCUUGGCAAUUACUCACUGUCAGUCCGCACCCGGGCCAAAGUCUGCCACUACCGCAUCUCCACGGUGGCUGACGGCAGCCUAUACCUGCAGAAGGGCCGGCUCUUCCCCAGCCUGGAGGAGCUGCUCGACUAUUACAAGGCAAACUGGAAGCUGAUCCGAAACCCACUGCUGCAGCCCUGCACACCCCAGAAGCCCCCGGGGCAGGACCAGUGGGAACGGCCACGCUCCGAGUUUGCCCUUCACAGGAAGCUGGGUGAAGGCUACUUCGGGGAGGUGUGGGAAGGCCUGUGGCUGGGCUCCGUGCCUGUGGCAGUCAAGGUCAUCAAAUCAGCCGACAUGAAGCUCGCCGACCUCGCCAAGGAGAUCCAGACGCUGAAGAGCCUGCAGCACCAGCGGCUCAUCCGGCUGCACGCAGUGUGCUCAGCAGGGGAGCCUGUGUACAUCGUCACGGAGCUCAUGAGCAAGGGCAGCCUGCAGGCCUACCUGGGCAGCCCUGCAGGCCAGGCCCUGAGCCUGCCUCUGCUGCUGAGCUUUGCCUGCCAGGUGGCCGAGGGCAUGGGCUACCUGGAGCAGCGGCGCAUUGUGCACCGGGACCUGGCUGCCAGGAAUGUGCUUGUGGGUGACAACCUCGCCUGCAAGGUGGCCGACUUUGGCCUGGCCAGGCUGCUCAAGGAUGACAUCUACUCCCCGAGCAGCGGCUCCAAGAUCCCUGUCAAGUGGACGGCGCCCGAAGCGGCCAAUUACCACAUCUUCUCUCAGAAGUCAGAUGCCUGGUCCUUCGGUGUGCUGCUCUAUGAGGUCUUCACCUACGGCCAGUGUCCCUACGAAGGAAUGACCAACCACGAGACACUGCAGCAGAUCGCUCGAGGGUACCGGCUGCCACGCCCGGCUGCCUGCCCUGCGGAGGUCUAUGCGCUCAUGCUGGAGUGCUGGAAGGGCAGCCCUGAGGAGCGGCCCACCUUUGCCAUGCUCCAGGAGAGGCUGGGUGCCGUGCACAGGCGCCUCCACCUCAGCCUCAUGUGA